Messenger RNA from Cynoglossus semilaevis (tongue sole), 3668 nucleotides. RefSeq names its product lipoprotein lipase 2 a (gene lpl2a). NCBI's taxonomy places the organism in Eukaryota, Metazoa, Chordata, Actinopteri, Pleuronectiformes, Cynoglossidae. The transcript is spliced from 10 exons. The coding region runs from base 426 to 1949 and encodes 507 amino acids. Gene Ontology annotation, biological process: lipid catabolic process; very-low-density lipoprotein particle remodeling. Gene Ontology annotation, molecular function: apolipoprotein binding; lipoprotein lipase activity. The record is from RefSeq and is a predicted model, not a curated record.
GUAACUACUCCCAUGUUUUGUUUUGUUUUUUAAUUUUUUGGCAAAUUAACAGCUGAACUUAUUUUUCUCCUAUUCUUUAAUUUUUUUCUGACCUUGACAGAAUCAAAAGGAAUAAAACGUUACAAUGGCGGCAGAGACAAUUAAUACUGGCAGCCAUAGGCUUUGCGACAGUGUAAUGAUUGACUUUACACAUAUAUUUUUUUCCAUUCCCCGCCCGGGGUCAACAGCCAAUGGCUUGUCAGAGGUUCUAUUUAAGACGCGGCAUGUUCAAGGUGGCUCAGAUAUCAGCGCUCUGCGCGCAACAGGACGCACAGGAUUAUUCCAAACAGGGGAAUAUCAGGAACUUCUGUGGGUGCAACAGCUGCCCGAUUCUUCCCCAGUGUUGAAGGACACAUUUUCUCUAACAGGAAUAAGCUGUGAAAGACAUGAAAGCUUGGCGAAUCCAGUUUCUGUGCUUUCUGGUCUUCGGUGCAGCUGUGCAGUAUGUGACGUCCGUGGAAGAGGAGCUCGCUGAUUCUAUUUUUGGUAACUUCCUGGAUCCUCUGAAUGACUUGUUUCAACACAAAGAUGGCAUCAACGAAACCAUCGCCAAGUUCUCUCUGCGCAAACCAUCUUAUCCGGAUGAUGACAUAUGCUACAUCAUUCCUGGGAAUCCUGACUCCCUCAACGCAUGCAGCUUUAACAGCACUUCAAAAACGUUCCUAGUGAUCCAUGGAUGGACGGUCAGUGGUAUGUUCGAGAGCUGGGUGUCCCAGCUGGUGGAGGCUCUGUACAACAGAGAACAAACAGCUAAUGUUAUCGUGGUGGAUUGGCUCUCAUCCGCGCAGAACCACUACGUGAUCGCGGCUCAGAAAACCAAAGCAGUUGGACGGGAGAUCGCUCGCUUCAUCGACUGGAUCGAGGAAACCACUCACCUGCCCCUUGAGAACAUCCACCUGAUUGGCUACAGCCUCGGCGCCCAUGUGGCAGGAUUUGCUGGCAGCCAUGCCACCAAUAAAGUUGGACGAAUAACUGGUUUGGACCCAGCUGGUCCAGACUUUGAGGGUGAACAUGAACACAAACGCCUCUCCCCGGAUGAUGCUUACUUUGUGGACGUCCUCCAUACCUUCACACGCGGCUCCUUGGGACUCAGCAUUGGUAUCCAGCAGCCUGUUGGUCAUGUGGACAUUUACCCCAACGGAGGAAGCUUCCAGCCUGGAUGUAACCUCAGAGGUGCACUGGAGAAGAUCGCAAACUUUGGGUUAUUUGCCAUCACUGAUGCGGUCAAGUGUGAACACGAGCGCUCCGUCCACCUGUUCAUCGACUCUCUGCUAAAUAAGCAGGAACCCGCCAAGGCCUACAGGUGCGGCAGCAACGACAUUUUCAACCGUGGCAUGUGUCUCAGCUGCCGCAAAGGCCGCUGCAACACAGUGGGCUAUGACAUCAGCAAGGUCCGCAAGGCACGCAAUGUGCAGAUGUACACCAGAACACGAGCGUCCAUGCCAUUCAGAGUUUACCACUAUCAGCUGAAGAUCCAUUUCUCCAGCAAGGUGAAUCGUUCAGAGAUGGAGCCUUCGCUUACAGUGUCACUGUAUGGAACGAAAGGAGAGACUGAAAACCUGCAGCUCAAACUGAAGGAGAAAAUUGCAACCAAUAAGACUCAUUCCUUCCUGCUGGUGACUGAGAAGGAUAUUGGUGACCUGCUGAUGUUGAAGUUUAAAUGGGAGGAGACCAACAGUUGGUCGGCCUCCAGCAUGUUGAAGAUGGUUUCCUCCUGGUGGUCUGGAGACUCGGAGAGCUCUGACAUGGAAGUUCACAAAAUCCGCAUCAGAGCCGGAGAGAGCCAGCAGAAACUGGUGUUCUGUGUCAAAGACCCUGAAGUUCACACCUUAACCCAGGAGAUCACAUUUGUCAGAUGUCAGGAUUCAUGGAAGAAAAACCCCAAAAGAGUUUCCCUGGAAAAGCACUGAGUUUGAAGAAAAAGUCCAAACGUUGAAAACCGUUGUCCUGGUUUUUAAGCACUAAUGAAAUAAUGUCUCUGUCUGUAACCGGUUUUAUUUGACGUCCUGUCCUUGGACAGAAAUGUCACACUGACGCUCGUUAUUAUUUAAGGUGAUCUGUGUGUAUAUACUAUGUAACAUUCUCUAACUAGCUUGUUGAACUUUGUAGGUGUCCCUGUCUUUGGUGGGCAGUUAUAUAGAUGAUAAUGGGUUCUUGGGUACCUAGGUUCCACUGUGGAACGUACUAUUGUAUGUUUGAGUAGUACUGUGAAGACAAACAUAAUGCUCUUCAGAUUUAGCACCAAAGUGCUAACGUUUGUUAUUUACCAUUGCAUUAACUGACCAUAGAUCCUUAAUGAGAAACAAACUACAGUAUGUGUCUGCACAGCUCAAAUCCUAAAUGUCAGGGUCUGAUUGACCCAGAUUAGGGUCACCUCGGGAGAGGGUGUAUUGUCUUUCAUGACCCUAUGACCCCAGGAUACAUCCUUGAGGACGUGUCUGUGAGACGAGCUUUGGAAGUUGGGCAGAAAUGUUUGUUGUGUUCCUCAGAGUGGAUUGAAAUGAAUGAAAGUCAAAGCAAAUGAGACAAUUAUCAGAAAACUAUUUCACACUAUCACAGUCUCAGUUACUGCUUUGUCUGCAGAACACAAUAGUUUAUUUUUUGCAAAUUCCAAUCACAUUUAGAUUAAAUACAAAGCAGUGGGUCGGGGGCUGAGGGGCAGCUUCACUUCUCCUUCCUCCUUGUGGCUACAGCCAUGUCCUACAUAUGGUCUAUGAAGUAAACAGAGCAUUCACCACUGUGACUUCAGCACAACAUGUGACUGUGGGAACUGUAUCACCGUGCCUUACUAUGAACUGGAGCUAAAAGUCCUGUUUGAUACGCACUUUUUUUGCUUUUAUUAUUAUUAUUAUUACUUUAUACCUAAAUUUUCACUGCAAAUGCAGAAAACAUGAAAAUCCGCAGCCUUGUUGCUGCUGCACUUCUGUACUGUAUGUUGGUACUCCGAAGCUGUUACCUCAAACAAGUACCUGAUGUGUUUUCUGUAAUAUGUUUUUCCUUCAUUGUGUCUAGAGAGAUAUUUAGUGCUCAGUACCAUGUGGAGCCGAAGGAUGCAGUUCAUUUCAAGUCUGAUUCAAUCCCAGCCUGUUAGAGGUGGGAACGCUGCACCUUUCUUCCAGCCACAUCUUUCUUUUUUAUUAUUAAAAAUGUGCAAAUAUCAAAUAAAGAUUUCUCUUUAGAUCAGUUUUGUUUUUGUUAUUAAAACAAAGACACAUUUAACAGGAGGGCUAGUGUUUAUUGUGUAUACAAUACAGUUUGAAUGAUUUUUUUGUAGCUUUGUUGUACUAUUGUCUUCUGCCGCUCAUUCAGUAAAAAUUGUCAAAGCAAUAUCCAAACCUCAGUUCUAAGAGAUCGGUACUGAAAUCAUUGUGAGCUCAUUUCCACCUGCACUGAGGGGAAAUGUUUUAUUUUUGCACUGGAACGAGGAGACAACCUUGCCUAACCAAGUUACUUGUACAGUGAACUUUUUUGUAAAUACCGUUAAAUAUUUUUCUAGUGAAUAAGUCUGUUUACUUUAUUGGUUUCAAGUUUAAACUGCUGUAAAAUAUGCAUUUCUAUAAUAAUCCCAUGUAAAUAAUUGUACAUAAUCCCUGUGUUGAGACGUUAAUAAACCAAAUCUCUAAAAAUGA